CUUCCCCUCUUACUUUCUUCUGUCUACUUUCACCUUUCCAUACCAUCUCCUUCUCCAUUUGCCGUUAUCGCCACCUUAAGGUAGCCUAUAUAUCAUUAGUUAUCAUUCCUCUUUAGUAUAAAGUCAUUCUUUAUCAUUCAACAUGUCUGAAAUCAAACAGACCCCCGAGCCUACUGUCCCCGUCGAAAGCACUCCUGCUCCAGAGGAGCCCAAACCUGUCGAAACCGCUGAACCUCCUGCCGCUCCAGCGCCAGAGGAUGUGGCCAAGACGUCUACCAUAGUCCCCUUGGAAAAGGACACUGUUCAGCCUACCGCCACACACGCAGAAGCAGGUACCUCCCACGCUCCCGAGGAGCCCGUAGCCCCGGUCGAAGGUACUCCUGCGGAAGAGGCUCCGGCUGCCGAAGUCGCCGAGGCUGACAAGACGGUCGAAGAGACCAAAGAGGAGAAGACAACCACCAAGGAGAAAACUGAAAAGAUUAAAAUAGAAGGAAAAGGUUUCUUUGCCAGGUUCUUCGGUCACAAGUCACCCAAGAAGGAAAAGAAGAAGACGCCCAAGCACGAGAAGUCGGAUCCCAUCCCCGUAGCUACCUCCGCCGAAACUCCUGCUGCCGAAGCGCCUGCGGAAGCCGCACCUGUGGCCGCUGAGGCCGCUGCCGAAUCCACCGCGCCACCUGUCCUAGAAGCUCCUAUCGCUGAAUCCAGCACCGCCGCUGUCCCUGUUGAAGCAAAGGCUGAGGAACCAGUCAAGGAGACUGAAACCGUCGCUCCCACUGCCACCGAGGUUUCCGGUGAGACCAAGCCCACCGAGGAGACCAUUCCUGCGCCCGAGAAGGAAGGCCCGCCCAAAAUCAAAACUACUCGCCGACUGUCCGCUCGUAUCACCAAUGUCCUCAAAGGUAUCAGACGGGACAACACUCCAAAGGAGGAGAAGACCAAGGAGGAAGUCGAGCAGACCGAGGAGACGACAUCGGUUCCGGCCGAAGCUCCCAAAAUCGAGGCCCCCGCUCCCUCUGAGCCCAUCAAGAUGGAAGAGGAACCCAAAGUCGAACCGUCAUCCACAGCUCCACCAACUGCCCCAGUCGUUUCCGCUGCGGCUUAG
Tremella mesenterica DSM 1558 is the source of this 1102-nucleotide messenger RNA. RefSeq lists its product as uncharacterized. Lineage: Eukaryota; Fungi; Basidiomycota; Tremellomycetes; Tremellales; Tremellaceae. The transcript is spliced from 8 exons. The coding region runs from base 143 to 1102 and encodes 319 amino acids. The record is from RefSeq and is a predicted model, not a curated record.